This is a messenger RNA of Pomacea canaliculata, 6986 nucleotides long. RefSeq names its product homeobox protein Hox-A7-like. The coding region runs from base 580 to 1434 and encodes 284 amino acids. Lineage: Eukaryota; Metazoa; Mollusca; Gastropoda; Architaenioglossa; Ampullariidae. Gene Ontology annotation, biological process: anterior/posterior pattern specification; regulation of transcription by RNA polymerase II. The transcript is spliced from 3 exons. Gene Ontology annotation, cellular component: nucleus. The record is from RefSeq and is a predicted model, not a curated record. Gene Ontology annotation, molecular function: DNA-binding transcription factor activity, RNA polymerase II-specific; RNA polymerase II cis-regulatory region sequence-specific DNA binding.
UAAAUAACCCGAGAGCGACAUAACCGCCACAUCCAACGGCUACAAACAGCUUCCGCUGGCACUUGGAGUUGUCUUUUCUUACCUGAUCACCGCUCUUGAUAGUAGACCAGAGGGAGCCGUCGGAGGGAAGGAGAGAAGGGGGGAAAAAAGGAAGGAGAAAAGAAAGAGGAGACGAAAGGCAAAGGUAGUGACGAGAGUUAGGCGUGACCACAAAAUGAAGUGAUGCUGGGACUGAACAGUUUGUAUUAGAUAAGAAGGUACGAAACACAACCUCCUGUACUCACAUCAUCAGGAGAAGAGGAAGCCGUUGACUUCAAAAGAGCACGAGCCCGGGAGAGAAAAAGAUUGCAGGACGGAAGCCUAGAAACGACUGACUGACUGCUGGAGGAAACCAAGAAGGAAAGAAGCAGGGCAGGCUGAAGGGCGAGUACGAGUGGGCAGGCAACUGAGGCCGCAAGCGCAUGACAUAUUUAACUUACCAGCUCUACUUCGGUCUGCGAAGACUUGCCUACCUGUAAUACCCAGGCUUCUGUCUGGUCCCACCCAACCGUCACCAUUGCGUCGCUAGACCUAAGUGCGAUGAGCUCCUAUCUACCUCUGCGACACCCGGGAACCCACGGGCACGCGGGUCCCGGGGGUCGGGCGGAGGACAUGCAUCAUGCCGCUGCGGCAGCCGCCGCGGCAGAGAACGUCAAUGUGAACGCCGCUACCGGGUACAUGGAGCACUUCCUGAACAUACCCGAAAUCUGUCCCAGCUCCAACUACCGGAGUCCCCGGUCCUACUACGCCGCCAUGAACUCUUACCAGGCCGCAGACGCCUGCCGCAUGGAAGCUUUGCAGCAACGGAAUCACGAGUUGCGGAUGGGCCUGCAGGCUAACCGGGGUGGUUUCUACCCGAACAUGAACAUGGCGGGCAUGCGCUUCGGGGACGCUUGUGGGGAGGUGCAGGCCAACUGCCUACCCCCACAACAGGCACGGGGGGAUUCCAUGAGUCCCUGUACGAAAGUGAGCGCAACGGAGGGAGAGACACCAUCGUUUUACCCGUGGAUGUCAAUCGUAGGGCCCAACUCGAACCAGAGACGGCGAGGUCGCCAAACGUACACCCGGUUCCAGACCCUGGAGUUGGAGAAGGAGUUCAAAUUCAACCGUUACCUGACACGCCGGCGCCGCAUUGAACUGUCGCACAUGCUGUGCCUGACGGAGCGGCAGAUCAAGAUCUGGUUCCAGAACCGACGCAUGAAGGAGAAGAAAGAGCUACAAGCCAUCAAGGAGCUCAACGACCAGGAAAAGAGCAAAGAGAAAGCCAACAUGGCGGCCAGCCAGAAGGCCAGCGAGGACAGCUCCAGCAAGACAACUUCAGGCAGCUCGGCAAGCCACCCGGCAAUACCCAAUGGCUCGGGAAGCUCCAGCAGCUGCAGUACGGAACACAGUUGAAGUGGCACCGUGGUUCGCGUUCCUAGAGUUCGGAAACUACAGUGACGGAGGGGAUUCUAGGACCAGGGGGAGCAGCAAACCUGUGUGGUAUGAUGCACCUGUGGACCACAUUUAGUCUUGUUGUAGGCCCCCUUCCAAAACACACACAUCCCCCUCAACCUCCACCUUGAACGGAAGAUAGUCGAUUUUGAGCCCAGUGUACAGACACAGGUAGCGAAUCAGCGCCGGACCUCCACAAGGACACAAAUUCCUACCAAAAAAAGUUUAAAAUAUAAUAAAUUUUGUGGGGAUAGUCGGUGGAUGUAACGCCAGACCAAUGGCAUAGACCUCCAUUGCGAAGAAAAAAAGCUGUUCAGUGGCUUUGUUCUAAAGUUUGAUGACUUCCUGUCUUGUCCAUUGUUGUGAUCCAGUGUCUGACAGAAGCAAAGUUGUCUCCACGAUUCAAUCUUCUUAAAAGUAAAUAAAAAGAAAAAAAAAAAAAACAACCAAACGCGUUUCAAAAUUUCAGAAGGAAUCGUGUGCAGGUGGCCAACAAGAACCUUCCAGACACGUGGACAGUGAAGUCCAGCGCACACCCUUCGUCGUCACGUUCAUGUGUUCAGUAGUGUUCAUUACCUGUGAACAAGCAGUGAACACUUCGCAUAUCGCAAAGGAAGUUCACUUUUCUCUGUGGCGACAUUUGAAGCAUCUUCUUCUACAGGGUGCAUUCGUCACAUUGUGAGUUCAGACAACAGAAGAAAAUUGUUUUGUUUGCAGAGACACGCAAACGGAGCGGACAUUUUGAGGACAAGGGUCAUUGUAGUGGAUGUGAACUGUUGAUUUUGUAGUCCCAUGUAGACACUGAUAACCUCACACUAAGAUGGAAGAGUAAGGCAAGUGGCUGUUUUAUGUGUAUAUUCAUUUUUUUUUUCAAUGUCCCUCCUCAUCCCAAGUUGACGGCGCGGUCUGCAACUUAAUGACAAGAGUUUUACAGGGGGUAAAAAAAAAACUUGACAUAGACUAAUGUAAAUAAUUGCAUAAAAGGUCCAGCUAAAGCUGCUUCUGAGACAGGUUUCAGUGCUUGUAAUGCCAGUGUGUGUGUACCCAUUAUUCCCUUGUCUAUUUUUUUUAAAGCAUUGUCUGUGCUCUUCAUCUGGUCAGGCUUGCACGGACACAUUCGUGAUGGUCGUGUCGUCCCGGACUGGUGUGCUUCUUUUUGCGGUUAAGUAUAGUAUUAGGAAUCAGUUCUCUGCUGGACGACCUGCCGGAAGCAAGUAUGGAAGACUGGCUUCUACCUCCGCUUUAUUAAGUUGUGUGUGGACGUCCCCUGGCUGUUCUAAAUGUCGUCGGUCUGUGCAGUUUUUGUACUAGAUGAAACCUUCAGAUGUCCACACGCUUGAGUAGAGCUCAUGACGCCGCCACCACCACCACCGCCAACAAUAUCAUCCUCGUCGUAAUCUCCAUCCUCGUCGUCAUUGUUUUCAUCGUCAACUCGUCAGUCGCUGACUGUCUUCUUUGCCCACAUUCUUGAUUGAUAUUCCUUAUAGUGAGAAAGUAAACAGCGCUGUCCCCCUUGCCAGUACCAUACAUCAUCUGCCUGUGAGGAGCUUGUACAAGAUUUUAUGUAAAAGAUGAUGGCGAACAGUCACGUGAUCCCAGAACAUAGUCCCAUGGAAACACGACAUCACGUAUAACUGUUCUUCGAUGCGUUUGUCUUGGCCAUUGUUACUUGCUUGUGUCCGUCUUCUUUCUCUCUACAUGUCUGUCUUCCUGAACAUUUUUUUAAUGACAUCAACCCUGUGUCUGCUUCAUUUUCUUGGAAGAGAAUCUGCUUUGUAUGUUUCUCUCUUUCUGUCCUACUGUAUUCCACGCUGUACCAGCAUUGUUUUCUGCAACAAUUUAUUUAGUCUUUGACUGCGCCAGGGGGAUUUUUUUCUUUUUAGUUGGGUGGGUACUUGAAGGUGUUCAUAAUUUUGAGCGAGAAUAUUAUCGGACGACGGAAAAUAAAACAAACUUUGAUAAAAGAGAUUGACUGCGAUCGCUGCUUUAUCACCAAAAACUGCACCGAAAGUGUUUUUAAUUAAGAUCGGAUACCGACAACCCUGAACCACGUGGCAUCCUCUCUCUCUCUCUCUCACACACAUACUCGUUCGUGUGCGCACCGAUGCAUGAAAUGGUGACAUCAAAAUUCAGACACGAUAAUAAAAAAAAAGUAAUUGUCCUUUUUUUGUCCCUCUUGCCCGAUUAAAAAUGUAGAGCAAAAUUUUCACCCUUAUUGUGUCCUAUGUCUUUUCUCGGUUUGGAAUGUCCUCACCAAAUGAACAAAUGUCAUCCACGCAGGCCCACUCGACAUGUACAGGAAGACCUUUCAAAUACCUUCUCUCUCACACUCACACACACACAAGCGUGAUGGCGGGACGGCCAUCCAGCAUGUCCUCAUCCAUCGUCCUGACACAAUGCUUUCUCUCGUAACACAUGGCAGGAGUGAAAGACAUCCAGAUCCUAGUGUUUCCUUUAACUUCGUGUUCAUGCAGUCGCCUCGUGUACAUGGAAAAAUAAGAAGAAGGAUUUAUAAACUUAAUCAACCUUUCUUCUUUUUUAAAAAAAUAAAAGUCUUUUGUCCAUUCCGUGGCGGUAGUAAGCUGUUCGUUCGAAGCAGAUCAUAGGGUGUGAUAGUAGGGCCGUGCAUCAUUUGCAGUGCUUCUCUGUAAAAGAUAUGCACAUGCUCAAUUAAUUUAACUUUGCCAUUCAUCGUCUGCCAGCUUCUUAACAUUAACUGUUUCUUUCUUCCUUUCAAACAUUCUUUUACCUUAGUGUGCAUCAUCGGCAUCCAGGUUCUUUUGACUCCGCUGUCAGAAACCGCAUUUUUUUUCGUUUAGUCCAACACACUCUCAAUCGUUUCUUAGUCAACGUAACAAAUUUAGGAUUCAAAUUAAUUUUUUUAAUCACUGUUAAGUACAAAUUCUCUGUUUACAAAAACUAUAAUAAACUGAUUCCCCACACUCCGUGUACGUUUUGAGUGAGAGUAAUUUUCUUUGUAGCAAAACAAGGUAUUGCAUCACUUUCCAAAGAUAGAACUCUAUCAGUAUUAUAACAACUUAAUAAAAUCAUACUUACAAUGACAUGGGCGUAUAUUUAUAUUAUCCUGUAUCAUGUUCUGUCCGCGUUUUCCGCGAGAAUGGUGCUGUGAAUUCCCCUCCCCAAUCCCCAUUGAUACCCUUGCAAUUCUGUUUAUUGUGUCUUGCGUGUCUCUUGUUUCAAUUUUAAGUUGGAAAUGACGAAGGAAGCACCCGGGUUCCUUCAAGACACUUUAAACUGGUUAUUUAUGGACAUGAGUGUUACAUAAGAAUAACAAAAGACAAUCUCGUGUGUUCAUGUUCAUUCGUCGUAAUAGUUUACUUCCAUAACAGCGCGUGCGUGUGUGUGCGUGCGCGUGUCUAAUUUUUCGUGUAAAAAAAUUAUUGACUGUGCCUAGUACUGAGGGUGACUACUUUCUGCCAUUUUGUUCUGUUCAUUUUUUUUCUCACAUUCUAGAUUAGAAAUCUUAAAUGAAAUACUUAUUGCGUCCAAUAUAAAUGUUCUAGACACAACAUCAAGUUUUUUUUCUUAGUUAUUUUUUGUUUGUUUAUUUUUUAACGACACGCACUCGCAUUAUUUUGCUCGUUGCUGUAAUAUGUCACACUGAAUAAUUAUCAUAAAAUUUGCUGAGCUUUAUUUUUUAUUCAUUUCUCUGUCUUUCCAGCGAAAAUGUCGGUUUAUAUUUAUUUAUUUGUCUGUUUAUUCAUUUAUUUAAAGAAAAAAUAUUUGAAGUCGUGCGUUGUAGAGUUACAAAGUGUGGUGAUUCCCUUCCCCUCCAUGUCAGGUAACGCAGCUUUGAAAAAAUUAUUAACGGACUGGAAAAGAAAAUGUUUGUAAAUUGACUAAGAGGUAUGAGAUUAGGCAUGUGACUGGCCAAGUAAAGAACUUAGAAGAUUUAAACAAAAUUCAUUGAAAAAUAGAAAAGUAUCAUUUCUGGAGGUAAUUUAUUUAGACAUUAUCAUUACCAAAGAUAGUAAACAACAUUUCGCGGAUUAUUUGCAAUCUCUAUUCUUCAUUACAUGUUCAGACACAUCAUCACUGACUAGCGCACAAUCUCACUGGCACUUUUAUUAAGAAUCCAAGUACUUGGGAAAAUGUAAGCAAGGCCCGAACGAUUUUCUCUUUUUUUCGAACUAAUUUUUUUACAUUCAUAUCCAUUCAUGAAACUCGCCGCGAAACAUUCUCUGGUGGUCAUAAACCUUUGCGUGGUGUCAUCUCUUUGGGUAUUCAGAAAUCUUACUCUGUGUGCUAGGUCUGAUGCAAUGUAAGUGUCUUACAACUUUGUAAUAAAACGAGAAUUUCUAUCAUGGAAACGAGAAAAUAAAAUUAUUUUACGUAUUGUGAAAAAAAUUAGCGAUGACAUUUAUUUGGUUUGUGUCCGUCUCGUCCAAACUGAAUAAAACUUUUAUGAACAUGUUUGUCGUAAAUGGUUCCAGUCGUCAUCAUUUACCUUCACACACAUUUAAAUUUCUUUUAUUUACCUGCUUUUGUCUUCUUCUAGUCGUUCUCAUCAUUUCUCGUCCUUUUAGAGAGAGCUGUCGUAUUUUACAAUCUAUAUUCACCUUAAACAAAAUUUACAUAAUUAUUAUUUACUAAACAAUAGGAAUUAAUUUAUUCUUGUGCUGUUAAUAGAUUUUCUUUAAAAGGAAAAUAUUUUCAUAAUAAUUCAUAGUUUGUAAUUAUCUAUUGAUAGACAUAUCAUUUAAAGAAUUUUUCACUAAGAAAUAUUUCAUGCACAAUCGUUUUAGCAAAUUCACGCAAUUGAAAAAAAUACUGCCACACACACUAGCUCCACUUUUCACAUGCCUUCACAUCUCAAUUCAUUUCAUAAUUCGUUGUCAUUAUCAUCGCCAUAACCGUGCGAUCUUCGGUUUAAUUUAUAUAUUUUUCUUCUCACUUGUCACCGAAUUGAAAGAAGAAUGCUAUGUGAUUUCAGACGACUUUGUUGUAACUCAAAGAUGUUUUUGACUUAUUCUCAAAGAUAUUUCUGGAAGUGAUGGUUGUACAUAACAAUUCUAUCUUCACUUAAUCCUCUACCAUUUUUGAACUUCCAAAAAAAAAAAAUUCUUUUUAUCAGUCACCCAGUCUAUGCUAUUAUAAAUUACCAUAACCACGAGCAGAAAUUGGUUACCAUUGGUUACCUCUGUACAUUUCUCCAAAGGUGCGACACUUUGUUAUGUGAAAUAAUCUGAUUUACACCACUUCCGCUCACUUACUGGAUGUUUGUGUCGAAAAUAUGAUUCUUGUUGGAAUUUUUUCUUUCCUUAUUGUUGUUAAGUGCUGUCCUUCGUUGUCUCCUCUUGCCAAGGCAAGCGUGUUUAUGGAAUGUAGGCGCCACUGGCUUCAGUCCCUCACAUGAGUCAUCUACGAUAAUGUUUAUAAAUGACACAUAUGUAAGUCGCUGAAGGCACAUUGAGCUUGUGACCUUUUAAUCUGACAUAACGAGAAUUUCAUGCAAUAAAUGCAUUUGAGUAUGUGAACCUUGUGCGUUCCCA